Aureococcus anophagefferens is the source of this 3606-nucleotide messenger RNA. RefSeq lists its product as hypothetical. The coding region runs from base 1 to 3606 and encodes 1201 amino acids. NCBI's taxonomy places the organism in Eukaryota, Pelagophyceae, Pelagomonadales, Pelagomonadaceae. The transcript has 3 exons. Gene Ontology annotation, cellular component: endosome membrane. Gene Ontology annotation, molecular function: 1-phosphatidylinositol-3-phosphate 5-kinase activity; ATP binding. Gene Ontology annotation, biological process: phosphatidylinositol phosphate biosynthetic process. The record is from RefSeq and is a predicted model, not a curated record.
AUGCCAACCCUUCCCUUUGCUGGAAUGCGACCUGUAUCAUUGCGAUAUAGACCAUCCACAAGUUGCAAGCCCGGUGAUAGCAUUCCACGCGCUGCGGAAAGCGAAGCACCUCGAUCAGAGCUGGAGCAAAUGUCUUACGUUAACGUCGUCGCCGAUCAGUAUCAAAUCUGUAGCCCGAGCAUCGGUAGCCGCUUUGAGGAGCCAGGGAGUCGUGCGACUCAUGACCUCGUAAGCCUAUCCACUUUGGACCAGAUGAAUCUGCAACAGGAAUUUGAAGAAGAUGCAGACCAUGCUGCGAACAAGGCGGCCAUGUCUGCCAGAAGUCAACUUACACAAAGUAAGGCGGCGUGUAGUCAACUUACACAAGAAGGCCAACACAAAGAGGUAGGCUUUACAGAUUUACCAGCUGGAUCACAUACAAGCAGGUCUCCACGAGCACCAUUGCCUCCUGCCGACGCUUGGAGUGGAUCGGACUCCUGGGGUGCUCCAGGAUUAGAAAAAAUGGUGACUGAACUGUCGCUCGGGGAUCAAGACUGGGCACCAAUAAUAUUGCAUCUCGCUCAGGAGGCGUGCAAAACAGUGAACCCAGAUGUUCGCCGUGCAGAUAGCAUGGACAUACGACCUUAUAUAAAAAUCAAGCUGAUACCGGGAGGAACUUUGAGUGGGUGUCGAUAUGUUGACGGGAUCGUCUUCCGCAAGGAUGUUGUGCACAAGAUGAUGAAGAAGGGCGCCUACACACCUCGCAUUCUACUCUUAGCAGGUGGAAUUGAUUUUCAGCGGGCGCAUUCUAAGCUUGCGAGUUUUAGCACCCUGAUAGAGCAGGAACAGAAGUAUACGGAAAUAAUCGUAGAAAAAAUUGUUCGAUUGAGGCCGCACUUGCUCUUCGUUGGUCAUUCCAUAUCGCGCCAGGCUCAGGAAUACCUCCACGAGCACGAUGUUAUCGCUAUUCAACGUGUGAAACCAAAGUUGAUGCAGCGUAUUGCACGUAUGACAGGUGCUGUCAUCUUGUCAUCCACGGACCACGUGACGAGUAUGAGCCAGUAUCGACAGACUGCACUCGGGAGCUGCCAGCGUUUUCAAAUCGCAAAGUAUCCUUCCGCUCCACUUGAAGCUUCUACAUCUACUGAAAUCGGGAGGACAGCCAGCUGCGAUAGCCCCCAUCUAAAACGCGUCAGAGGGCAUGGGUAUAUUAGCUAUGUCUACCUCACGGGCUCCCCGAAAGUUCUUGGAUGCACAUUGGUACUGCGUGGUGCAAACAUAUCUAAACUGAAACAAAUUAAGCAAAUGGUUCGAUUUGCGGUAUUUAUAGCCUACCAUCUGCGCCUUGAAUGCUCCUUUUUUAAGGAUGCCGGAGCGAUGCUACCUUUAAGUACUGCAACGAGGAAUACAAAAAUGGCGGAAAAAUCAACUGAUGGCGCACUCCUAUCUUCGUCUUUAGCGGUUGACUUUGGGGAUGGGGCAAUCCAUUCCCAGGCGUUUUCAUCUGGUGCCGGUACACACGUAAUUAAGAAUCUGCCAGUAACAUCCGCAUUUGACCAUCAGAGCUUGCUGGUUACCAGUGUGUGGAUGAGUCAACGGGCACAAUGUGCUUCCGCUGAGGUCAAGGGCAUCCUCUAUUAUACACCCCAAGAUGUGUGCCUCGGCCAGUUUCUUCUUGACUCUUGCUUUAAUGUGGACCUAAAAUUUCCCCACGGUGAUAAAAAGUCAGUAUUGGAUAUUACGCAAAUAUUUUAUCACAACGAUGGCAGGAUUCCGAUUACUGUCGUCAAAAUGGACCAGCCGAUACCUGGCAAUGUGAUGCUAGGUCAGGAUGUAGAGAAUUCACGUAAUCCGAACUACGAAAGGACCAUUUACAUGUGGAGUUACUGCAAGCGCUGCGAGCGAAUUGUGACCCCUUUGAUUCCCAUGUCUGAAGAUACAUGGAAAAUGUCUUUUGGGAAGUUUUUGGAGGUACGCUUUUACAAUAUGGCGGCUUGCUGUCGAACAGGUGGCUGUCGGCAUUGUCUACAGACCGAACACGUGUUCUACUAUGGCUGUCAAAGCUUAGUUGCACGCUUCGACUACGAAAGGAUCCAGCCCUAUGAUAUUUGCGUUCGCAAGCAACUGCCGUUUGACAGUACCUUUCACUACAAUGAACUAGCCUCCCAAUACAUUGGGGUGCAGAACCUUGGCAUCACACUUUUCCACUCGUUUCAUAUAAAGCAUACUGAAUUAGAAGCUGUUCUGGAUGCCUCGACUCCUAUGUCUGAGUUCAAAGAAUUCGCCGCCUCCCUCCGAGCCGCAGUACUAGCUGAGUUGAGUCAAAUUUCACACGAGUUGCAAAGCUACUCCAAAUGGCUCCAAAGCGAGCUAGCUGGUGAAGUCGCUCGACAUGACAAGCUGUCUCGCCAAAUCAAUCUUAGAACGAUGCAGUUUCCAACUCAGUUUAGACGGGAACUCUAUAUCAGGAGUAGUAACUGGAAUCAGCGAUUCUCUCUGUUGGGGCAGCUCCUCAAUUCCACCAGGGAUCAAGUCCGACCUCCUGCAGGAGCUGGGACUGACCCUAGCCACGCAGGUGCCAUUCCCCCUGGGAGCAUUGAUUUGGAUUUUGUACUAGCAGAGUUGCUACGACUGCAGAACCUUACAGAGCCCACGUACGUGUCAUCAUCUGCCAUAGGCGCAUCGCUGGCAUUAGAUGAGGAUGCAGAUGAUGCAGUUGUCGAAGAGGACGAGGGAGAUGAAUUCCAUGAAGAUGCACAUCCUGAAGAGCCUGAACUAGGAUCAAAACAUGACUUGACAACCACAUCUCCGGAGAGUCUCCGGCUAGCACCGAGUGAGACUCGAGCGGGCAACAAUGCUCUUGAAUUCCACAACAAAGAGCUCGCCAAGGGAGACCGCCCAUCCUUUGAUACUCCCAUCUCUGAUUUGCGUGAAUCGUCAUUGCGGCCGGAAGGUGAACAUGACUCAGGAUUGAACGCAGUCCGACGACCGACGGCUGACGUUGCUCGGGAUCGCGCAAUUGGUGGGGCGACUCUCCGUCGCGGAUACAAGAUCUCGAGUGCAUUCGCUCGGCUUUUGGGCAAAGAUAGCCCUGAGGAGGAUCCAUGGAUUGUACCACUCGGAGAACUUGAAGGAGGACGGCCACGGUUGGAGGCCGGUGAUCGCGGCGAGGUGCUACUAGUGCAUGAAGAGCAGCCUACCACCAUCAUUGCGUAUAGCUUGAGCACACUGCAUUACAGGCGCGCUUUAGCAACCUACAUGGAUUCUAAUGAGCAACAGAAGACUCACACGUGCGAAUCUAGUAUAGGAGGUGAAAGAGCCAUUGGCAGCACCCUUCGAUUAACCGCUAUCGUGGCACCAUGCGAACCGUCCUGCCCUGAAAACGUCGAUAGCUACCCAUGGGCCGGAGGGCUCGCGUCACUUUUGGAACAGGAUAGUACAGCCAAUCCUCCUGCGUGCAACCAUCGCCCGACGCUAGAUCCUGUAGAAACCCUGAGUGCUUUAUUUAGACGGCCGACUAAUUUGGUGGAACGGAAUAAUCCUAUUGGGCGACUCAAUUCGCUGCAGUGCGGCAAGCUCAUUGUGGGAGAGGUGAAGAAGAAGAACUCGGCUUCCUGCGGUCUCUGA